AUUUUAGGGUUAUUGGCACAGAAAACUGAAAAAGAUUUAGUUGGAUAUCUUUUAAAAAAUUAUGAUCGUAGAAUUCGACCGACAAAAUAUUGGAAUUCAUCGAUGACGAUCACUAUUCAAAUACACCUUUAUAGUUUAAUCGACGUCGAUGAAGUAAGCGAGCAGCUAACGUUACUAUUAUGGAUUCCACAAAGCUGGAAAGAUGAAUAUCUCGUUUGGAAUGAAGACGAAUGGGAAGGCAUUUCGAAAAUCAACAUACCCGCUGAAUAUAUUUGGAUUCCAGAUGGAACAAUCUUUAAUAUUGUCGAUGUUAAAGAAAUUCUUUCUUUAUCACAAACAUAUGCCAGAAUCACAUCUCAUGGCCAAGUUGAAGUUGACUUUAAUAAAUUGGUGAGCAUUCGAUGCCCGAUGGACGUUCGCAAUUUUCCAUUCGACUUACAAUUUUGUAAAAUACAAUUCGGUUCGUGGGGAUUUCAGCUUCAUCAACUAACUCAUAAUGUCAAAAGUGCUGUUAUCAUUCCUGAAACCAGUGAAAAUUCUGAGUGGCAAAUCGAAUCUUUCUCAUCAAAAAAAGUUCAAACUGCUUACGAAAGUUCACAAGGUGAUAAUAUCAACGAAUAUGAAGAAAUCAUCUACACAAUUGUUUUACGUCGUAAACCUUUAUAUUACAUAGUGGUUCUUCUAAUUCCGACAUAUUUAAUCGUUUCCAUAUCAAUAAUCGGUUUAUUUAUUCCUCAUUCGGCUGAUGGUGAACGAGAAGAAAAGGUUUCAUUUGGCCUUACAACCUUACUGACAAUGACGGUGGUUCUUGGUAUGGUCACUGGUGAAAUGCCAAAGAGUUCUAUCGGCCUACCACUACUAGGUCAAUAUGUAUUAAUAGAAACAGGAGUAUCAAUUUUUGCAAUCAUUUUAUCAGCUGUCAUAUUAAUUUGCAAUGAACGUGCGUUGAAUCACUGUAAACCUCCACCAGUUUGGAUACAAGGUCUAUUUCACGCCAACGUAAAGAAUCGUAAGGACCCUUUGUGUCAACCUCUUCUAACUAAAGAGAAAGAUUAUCAGCGGUCAGCUUCUGAUCAACUUGGCUUAACUUUCGCUAUUCGCACUCUUAUCGAAUAUUACGAUGAACAGCGUGAAAGGGAUUUCAAUAAAAAUCUUUGGCAUCGUUUAUUUGCUUUCGUCGAUUUAAUAUCAAUGCUAAUUUUACUUAUUUUAAAUACAUUUCUUACAUUUUAUACAUUUUUUCCUUUUAUUUUCUAA
Dracunculus medinensis (Guinea worm) is the source of this 1257-nucleotide messenger RNA. Lineage: Eukaryota; Metazoa; Nematoda; Chromadorea; Rhabditida; Dracunculidae. The record is from the annotation of a GenBank genome assembly.